UUAACUUCGUUUUUUUUGCUCGACGACAUUGACAAAACACAUACUAGCAUAAAAUAUAAAUAAAAUAUAAAUAAACGAAACGAAGCGAAGCGAAGGGAAAGGAAAGGCUUGAGUUUAUUACGACGUGUCUGCAUUUGACCCCGGUGUCCGGAGAACUGGAAAGUGCGCGCUCGCCGCCGAGACAAGUGGAACAGGAGGAUCUGGAACGGGAACGGGAGGAGCAGGUGGACAAGGAGGAGGCGAAGUGGGCUAAGAUAAGAGGAGCAACCAAGGAGGAUAUCGGGGAUGGCUGGAUCAGCGCUGCGCCGCCUGAUGGCGGAAUACAAACAGUUAACACUCGACCCGCCCGAGGGCAUUGUGGCCGGCCCCAUCAGCGAGGACAACUUCUUCGAGUGGGAGGCACUAAUUGCCGGACCAGAGGGCACUUGCUUCGAGGGCGGCGUCUUUCCCGCCCGCCUCGUCUUUCCACCCGACUACCCACUGAGUCCGCCAAAAAUGAAAUUUACUUGUGAUAUGUUCCAUCCCAACAUCUUCGCCGACGGGCGAGUCUGCAUAUCAAUACUGCACGCCCCUGGCGACGAUCCCAUGGGCUACGAGCUGUCCGCGGAGCGCUGGAGUCCCGUGCAGAGCGUCGAGAAGAUCUUGCUCAGCGUGGUCAGCAUGCUGGCGGAACCCAACGAUGAGAGUGGCGCCAAUGUCGAUGCCGCCAUUAUGUGGCGCGAACGAAGAGAAGAGUUCAACGCCAUCGCCCGUCGACUGGUGCGCAAAACCCUCGGAUUGCCGCCGUAGAUGAUUAACUGAGGAAAUGGAACUGCAACUGGACCAUGUCCGCCACCGUCGUCAACCCAACCUUCACAACCCAACACGAUUCCAAGAUUGCGCCAAUCCCCCGCCCCGCCCCACAGAAAAUGCUAAAGCACAGUUCCCACAAAAACCAUCCGGCUAACCGACAAAAGACGUUUUAAAUUAGCAAAAAAUCAAGAGCCUAGCAAUAAAAUCGACUGUCAACUAA
Messenger RNA from Drosophila gunungcola (fruit fly), 1012 nucleotides. RefSeq names its product ubiquitin-conjugating enzyme E2 G2 (gene Ubc7). Gene Ontology annotation, cellular component: cytosol; endoplasmic reticulum. The record is from RefSeq and is a predicted model, not a curated record. Bases 286 to 789 code for a protein of 167 amino acids. The transcript is spliced from 4 exons. NCBI's taxonomy places the organism in Eukaryota, Metazoa, Arthropoda, Insecta, Diptera, Drosophilidae.